UGAUGACAAUCUAGUGUAUCUAAAUGACUUCAAAUUAUUUAGACAAGAUCGGUGUAGUUCCAGGAAGAAACGCUGUGGCGGUGUCGCCAUCUUCAUUAAUUCACACUGGUGUACGUCUAAUAAUGUAUGUUUCAAAUUCUCUAGUGACAAUAUUGACUGCCUCACCGUUAAGUGUCGACCUAAACACUUGUCAUAAUAUAACUACAUUUACAUCUCGAAGAUUUAUAUUGCUCCUGGAUGCAAUUCCACAGAAUUGUCAUUAUUUGUGGAUGAAUUUACCUCGCUUGCUGCCACCUCCUUCGGAAAUUCCUUGUCUAUAGUUACUGGAGAUUUCAAUUCUAGUGAUCACAGCGUCCUAAUUUCACUUGGACACGAUCACAUUGUCAACUUCUCGACUCAACUGCAUGAUUCUCUUGAACUUGUUUUUGCAAAUGAGUCCCACUACUGAAUUCUGAAAACUGUAUCAUAAGAAUAUUGCCCAAAGUAUAUGGAAAGCAGCACAAAAGGGUCUUCUCAUACCUUGGAAAGAAAACACAACACUGAUGUUAUUCUCAUGAC
Molecule: messenger RNA, 558 nt
Organism: Trichobilharzia regenti
Lineage: Eukaryota; Metazoa; Platyhelminthes; Trematoda; Strigeidida; Schistosomatidae
Source: the annotation of a GenBank genome assembly